CUGCUCAGAUCAAGACCAUGGUUAGCCAGCUGGGAACCAGCCAGGACACCAGUGAACUUCAAGAUCGUCUGCAGCAGAUACAGCACUAUACUAAUCAACUUGCAAAAGAAACCAACAAGCACCUGAAGGAGCUGGGCUCAAUCCCUUUGCCUUCAUCCCCCUCAGAGCAGAGGCAACAGAAGAUCCAGAGGGACCGGCUCAUGAAUGAUUUCUCUGCAGCUCUCAACAACUUCCAGGCGGUCCAGCGGCAUGCUGCAGAGAAAGAGAGGGAGUCCAUAGCCAGGGCUAGAGCUGGCUCUCGUCUUUCAAAUGAAGACAGUUUUCGAGAUGAGAAGCUCGUGUCUUUUGACAACCAAGAAGACUUCGAUCAGAUGACGACUCAGACAGAGGAUGUCGGCAUCACAGAGGAGGACCUCGAGCUAAUCAAAGAGAGAGAGACCAACAUCAGACAGCUGGAGUCUGACAUCAUGGAUGUAAACCAGAUUUUUAAAGAUCUGGCCGUCAUGAUUCACGACCAGGGAGAGAUGAUUGACAGCAUCGAGGCAAAUGUGGAAAACGCUGAAGUUCACGUAGAGCGAGGGGCGGAGCAGCUGCAGCGAGCUGCACGUUACCAGCAAAAGUCCAGGAAGAAGAUGUGUAUCCUCGCCCUAGUCAUUUCCAUCGCGCUCGCCAUACUUAUCAUUAUUAUCUACCUGUCUUCUAAGUGAGCGGUUUUCAUCCAACCAACCGUUUCACCUGUUUUAUUUUAUUCUGCCCCGUCCCACCAGCAAGAACAAAACAAAAAUCUAAUCGCUUCAACAAAAUCUGUAAAGUUGAUCAUGUGUUUGUUCUGAAACGAGUCUGCUGAUGUGGAAAAAUGAUUAAAAACCUACAUUAACUUGAAGGAGGCUGAAGGACUGAGGUACUGUAAAGGAGCAAUUUGCUUUUUGAAAUUCCUGACAUUUCCUCAUUAAUUUCUCAUUUUCUGCACUAACACUAGUUGUCAUUGUAUUUCUAAUGUAAAUAUAUAUUCUUGUGAAUAACUUAAAAAUGUGCAACUUGUAAUAUGUGUUUCUUUUCUCAGUAUCUUGCGUUUUCUGAUGUAAAACUUCAGAGGACCUGCAGGUCCUACAGUAGUGUGGCAGUGGGUGGCGGUCUGUGUUAAAUGCUAAACAGAUGACAUAUAAAAGUACAUUUCAAGUCUGAAAACUCUUUAUGAACAUGUGGAUGUUGUAUGACAGAUUCUGAUGUGGAAGACUUGUCUUCAUAUAAAAUGUUUUAAGUUUAUUUCUAUGACUCCUGACAGUAUCUGCACAAUAAAUGUCUGAAGCACUCGC
Messenger RNA from Austrofundulus limnaeus, 1316 nucleotides. It is a transcript of the gene stx12, whose product is annotated as syntaxin 12. Gene Ontology annotation, biological process: autophagosome assembly; intracellular protein transport; vesicle-mediated transport. Gene Ontology annotation, cellular component: SNARE complex; endomembrane system; postsynaptic recycling endosome. NCBI's taxonomy places the organism in Eukaryota, Metazoa, Chordata, Actinopteri, Cyprinodontiformes, Rivulidae. Gene Ontology annotation, molecular function: SNAP receptor activity; SNARE binding. The record is from RefSeq and is a predicted model, not a curated record.